Drosophila nasuta is the source of this 1086-nucleotide messenger RNA. It is a transcript of the gene Snap24, whose product is annotated as Synaptosomal-associated protein 24kDa. Gene Ontology annotation, cellular component: SNARE complex; plasma membrane. Bases 240 to 878 code for a protein of 212 amino acids. The record is from RefSeq and is a predicted model, not a curated record. The transcript is spliced from 2 exons. Lineage: Eukaryota; Metazoa; Arthropoda; Insecta; Diptera; Drosophilidae. Gene Ontology annotation, biological process: exocytosis; synaptic vesicle priming; synaptic vesicle fusion to presynaptic active zone membrane. Gene Ontology annotation, molecular function: SNAP receptor activity; syntaxin binding.
UGUAUAUACACAAUUGGUUUUAUACAUAGUGUGUAGACAUUUGCCAAAAUAUUGUACAAAAAUAACUAAAACAAAACUUAUUGAAUCAAAAACGUUUAUUAAAUUCAAGUUCCUGUUAUUACAAAAAUAAACGAGCUUACUAAAAGUACUAUAUAUCAUCAUCAUAAACAAGUGGUGUCAGCUGUGAAUUAUAGGCAGUCAUCAGUAAGUAAUUUACAUCCGCAUCAAAUAGUCACGCUAUGGCUGCCGCUGUGGAGAAUCAACCGCGCACCGAGCUGCAGGAACUGCAGCUCAAAUCCGCUCAAGUUGCCGAUGAAUCCUUGGAAAGUACGCGUCGCAUGCUCACCAUGAUGGAUGAAUCCAAGGAGGCGGGCAUUCGCACUCUUGUGGCGUUGGAUGAUCAGGGCGAGCAAUUGGAUCGCAUCGAGGAGGGAAUGGAUCGCAUUAAUGCGGAUAUGCGUGAGGCGGAAAAGAAUCUCAGCGGCAUGGAGAAAUGCUGUGGCAUCUGUGUGCUGCCGUGGAAGAAAGUUAAUCUGAAGGAUGAUGGCGAUAGCGCCUGGAAGGCGAAUGAUGAUGGCAAAGUUGUUGCAAGUCAGCCGCAGCGGGUGAUCGAUGAACGUGAACGGAAUGGAAUGGGACAACCAGCGCAAUCGGGUUAUGUGGCAAGAAUAACGAACGAUGCACGCGAGGAUGAGAUGGAUGAGAAUUUGGGGCAGGUAAAUUCGAUGUUGGGCAAUUUGCGUAACAUGGCAAUUGACAUGGGAUCAGAGUUGGAGAACCAAAACAAACAAAUCGAACGUAUCAAUGCUAAGGGUGAUGCCAACAAUUUGCGCAUGGACGGUGUUAAUAAGCGCGCAAAUAAUUUGCUCAAGAGUUAAGCAGGUGGCAAAAUGUAAUGAUCAAUUAUAACUGCUCGAUACCGAUAACCGAUAAGCACCACACCCAUCGCUACCAACUAACUUCCUGCUAUCUCUCUCACUUGAAACUUUCACUAGUAGACGCAGCAACAACUAAAGCACAACAAUAGCAUCAAAAAGAAAUGCAACAAUUAUGAACUAUGUACUGGGAACAAAAACAAUACUAUGU